This is a messenger RNA of Callorhinchus milii (elephant shark), 4091 nucleotides long. RefSeq names its product liprin-beta-2. Gene Ontology annotation, molecular function: protein binding. The coding region runs from base 741 to 3392 and encodes 883 amino acids. The transcript is spliced from 26 exons. Gene Ontology annotation, biological process: neuromuscular junction development. Gene Ontology annotation, cellular component: presynaptic active zone. NCBI's taxonomy places the organism in Eukaryota, Metazoa, Chordata, Chondrichthyes, Chimaeriformes, Callorhinchidae. The record is from RefSeq and is a predicted model, not a curated record.
GGGGGGGGGGUUGGAGAGAGAUAUGAGAUUCAUCUUUUACGUUUGGUGUCGGUGAGCAGACUUUGCCCACAGAGAAAGAAUCAGCAGCCAAGUUACUUGGCUCUGUACCUUUAGCGAACCGUGUAGAGCCAGGGUAAACUGAGAGCCUGGCUAUUUUUAGUUUGAUGCUCUGACAGAAAUGUGUGGGGGGAGAGAGAAAGCGAGAUGGGAGAGGGAGUGAGAGAGUGAGAAAGAUGGGGGGGGGGGGAAUAGGUGGCUGGACUGUGUGAUGGUUGCAAUUGUGACAGGAAAUAGCUGAAGUCUGGUCGUGGCAGCCGUCAAGUUUUGCUGAUUUAAAUGGAAUGUUUUUGGGGUUUAGAAACCGGACCCUUUAAGUCUCGCAGCAGGAACAUGAAGUAAAAUAAGGUCAAAGUGAAGGCAUCUGACUCGUUACUCGAUGGCUUAAUCUGCUCGGAGGAUCCAGUCACCAGUCGCAGGCUUUUUUUUUCUGCAAUUUGCACUGAAAACCAGAUGCUGCCUCGAUCGACCCAGCCAUCACAUCAUGUCUCGGGGUUUGUGCAGCCGUGCCUCGUGUUAAAGCCUGAGGGGCAGAGGAGAGAGAGAGAGAGACAGAUUGAAGUACCAAGAGUGGUUCCCAGUGUGUAGGUCGCUGUGGCUUUGCUCUGCGAUGCUUCCGAACCUCUUGCCAAAACCUUCUCUACUUCUCUCAUAUUGAAUAAUGGAUACAGUGGGUCCAAAGCAUGGAUGGUGAGAUAGAUAUUUACAGGCACUUCACUUGGCUUAAAAGGGGUAAUCGCCGUGCCACAGUGAACAAUGAAAGCUAUCAAGACCGACUGACGCGGUUGGAAAGUGACAAGGAGUCUCUCGUGCUACAGGUGAGCGUUCUGACAGAUCAGGUGGAAGCGCAGGGAGAGAAGAUCAGGGACCUGGAGGCCUGUCUGGAGGAACACCAGCUAAAGCUGAACUCAACUGAGGAAAUGCUACAGCAGGAGUUGAUUAGCAGAACGGCACUUGAGAGCCAGAAACUGGACCUAAUGGCAGAAGUCUCCAACCUUAAGAUUAAGUUGGCGGGGAUCGAGAAAGAUCAAGAGGAAUGUGAAGAGAAAAGUCUGAAGAAUGAGGGUUUGCUUCUGGAGUUACGCAGCUUGAAGUGCAAAGUGGAAGAACUGGAGAACGAAAAAAAUCAAUACGAGAAGAAACUGAAAACAACUAAGGCUGAAAUCACAGAGCUCCAGGAGCAGCUGCUCAGUAAAGAUAUGGAAAUUGAACGACUACAGAGCCAGCUGUCUUCAAGAGCUUCCGUACAGAGUGACGGGUCCGACAGAGAGGACAUGUAUAGGAGAAAGCUGAAAGAAAAACAUCAAGAGGUUCAAAGAUUAAAGGUCGGAUUGGAUUCCUUGCUAGCUGCAAACGAAGAAAAGGACCGACGGAUAGAGGAGUUGAGUCGAUUGCUGAACCAGUACAAAAUGAUGAAGCAGAUGGUGCUAAUGGCUCAAGGCCCUUCUGAUAGAAGACCAUUAGGAAGCAGUGAAGAGGAGCUGAGUAUGUGCUCAAUGGUUCGAUCGCCCACCAAUACUACACACUCGGAAGCAGCGAGAUCAGAGAUCUCGCCUCCCAUUCCCUCACCAUCUGUAGACAGACUGACGUCACCGGUCGAAUUUGAAACGAGAAACGUCCAACUUGAUCCUGAAAAGAACCUUUCUCCAUAUGGAGACAAACCUUCAAACAGACACUGGUUACAGCAGAGACAAAUGUCAUCCAGUCUGGAGGAAUUAACAAGUGAGAGGGUUGAAAAGGAUUCAGCCUGGGAAUCAAAAGAACCCAUACAGACAGAGAGCAAAGCUUACCUGGACAACAACAAGUACCAAACCUUACCAGGAAAGCUCUCACAGUCUAACCACCACAGAGAUGCUGAACACAGUCUGCAGAGACACUUGGCAUCUCCUGUGCAGAAUACAAUGACAGCUGUGACCGAGGACUGGGACAACAGCAUUCCUAACCUCAGAGAGACUGAGCGCAGUGUUGACUCCACGUUUAGUUCACCUGAACUGUCACCAAUGUCCACGACGACCGAGACAGAUCAUUUCCCGGCAGCUUUACCAGAAAACAGGAAGAAUACUAAAGGUCUGAAGAAGUUCCUGGGAAAAAUCAGGAGAACUCAUUCGUCUACACUUGCUGAGGAGGAAGAGGGACCCACAGAGUUCAGGAGAGGUGGGCUUCGAGCCACCGCUGGGCCCUGCCUGGCACGAUCUACAGACACCUCGGGUUACAAAGGUGACCCUAAAGUGCCCUUUGCCCAGUGGACCACUGAGCAGGUGUGCAGUUGGCUACAGGACUGUGGGCUUGGCCAGUAUGCCGCCCUGGCCAGGCAGUGGGUCACCUCUGGACAGACCCUGUUAUCGGCAACGCCUCAGGAACUGGAGAAGGAGUUGGGAAUCAAACACUCACUACAUAGGAAGAAGAUCCAGCUGGUCCAGAAGACAAUUGGUACCAAACAGGACGAGAACCCAGGAAAGCUGGACCACAUCUGGGUAACGCGCUGGCUGGAUGACAUUGGCUUACCUCAAUACAAGGACCAGUUCAAUGAAGCCCGAGUGGAUGGACGGAUGCUCCAGUAUCUAACUGUGAACGACCUCUUGUUUUUGAAAGUCACCAGUCAGCUCCAUCACCUGAGCAUCAAGUGUGCCAUCCACGUACUGCACGUCAACAAGUUCAACCCCAACUGUCUGAGGCGCAGGCCUGCUGACGAGAGCAAAGUCUCCCCUUCCGAUGUGGCCCAGUGGUCAAACCACCGGGUAAUGGAGUGGCUACGGUCAGUGGAUCUAGCUGAGUACGCCCCUAACCUUCGGGGGAGUGGGGUACAUGGAGGACUUGCUGUAUUAGAGCCUCGCUUUAAUUCCGAAACCUUGGCUCUGCUCCUGAAUAUCCCCCCUCAGAAAACCUUGUUGCGUCGCCACCUCACCACUCACUUUAACCUGUUAAUUGGACCAGAAGCUCAGCAUGAAAAGAGGGAGAUACUGGAGUCGAGCAGUUACACACCACUGAACACCACAGCCAAAGUCAGGCCAAAGAAACUUGGGUUUUCACAUUUCGGAAAUCUAAGAAAAAAGAAGCUGGAUGAGUGCACGGAUUAUAUUUGUCCCUUGGACACGAUUCACGUGACAUCGAACGGUUCUCAGAAGAGCUACGCGGGGUACAGAGGCAAAAAGGCUGUAGUGGACAGAGAGCUGAACAAGCUGGAGCAGAUGGAGGAUUCGGAGAGGGCAGUGCAGCAGAUUGGAGCUUUGUCAGAGAGUAUCAACAAUCUAACUAGCCGGUUGACUCGAGAUGACCUAUUGAAGGAUUAUUGGCUCAAAUCACUGUCUACGACUGAAGGCAACAUGUGGCAUUAACCCAUUUGUCCAGGACUCAUUGCUUGCACCUCUGCUCUCUGGCUUCUCCAACAAAUGCAGUAACAAUGCAGGAGCUUUGCAAAGUGAAGAUAGGCUCCAAGGGAAAUCCUGCAAACACACAGUCACUUCAUUUCACAGUCGGAAAUCCUGUGAAGCGCUCUGAGAUGUUCCGACGACGUGAUGAGACAGCUAUGUUUGAUGCGAGGAUUAUUUUUAUUCUUAUUAACAUUUAUUUAAAGAGUAAACCUUUCAAUGACUCUUUCGUACUGAUUGCACAUUAAUCCAUACAAAAAAAAGCUGUUGUUUUCUUGUCCAUCUGUGAUCGUGGAGCUCAGUAAUUGAUUAAGAGUUUGUUUUUAAUAUGUUGUGUACAAAAUCUAAUGUCAUUCUAUUGCUGGUAAUUUCCGUUCCAAAGCAGAAAAAUGUCUAAGUGACCUCAAGGUUGGAAACAAUUAUUAUUUCUUGGAGAUUUUUAUAAAUGGAUUCCUAUGGUUUUACCCAAAGCGAAUUCUGUUUAAACUAAAGAUGCCAUAAAGACCCACAUUCUUUCUGAGAUGCGUCACCAUAGAAACAUUUUUCGGUAUUGAUUUCUUGUUCUUAGGCUUUUUUUAAAUUGUGUCUGCCACCAACAUUAAACUAGCUGCACUGUGUGUUUUUUCUUCAGUGUUAAAACAUCAGAGCCUUGCCCUGAUCGGACAG